GCCAGAUUAAGCGGUUUAUAUGUGAAGAAAUCUGCACAGCUCAACAAUCAUGAGAGUAAAAAUCGGUCCUGUCAUAGUCCUUUUUCUACUUGCACUGUUAUUAGCAGGUGCUCAUGCACAAUUUGACGAAGGAGAAUUUUUGACUAAUGAUGCUGAGCGCUCAGAUAAUUCAGAAAUUAAUAUUCGAAAGUCAGCCAGUCAAUUAUUGAACGGAUUCAAGUCGAUCUUCCUAAGCUCGCAGGAGGAAAAUUGCGCGCUUUAUGGAAACAAAUGUAGUCUUCAUGGGGACGAUCCAGAAUUCAAACAGUGUUGCGAAACUCUUUCGUGCCUGUGGGUUUUGGAUCGGAAAGAAUUGGUUUGUGACUGUGCCAGAGGAUUUAUGGCAGACGACGGACACUGCUUUUGGCCGGUGUAUCCAGAUUUCAUGACAGUGGUCGUGUGGCUUGCUGUCGGUUUAGGGCUCACGAUUGCCAUCUCUUUCUUUUUAGUCACCUGUUUGAAGAAGAAGCAAACUAAUGGGCAUCUUUUGAAUGAUCUCAACUACUCCACAUUUGGCUCUCCGUCUUCGGAGAACGAGGUGCACCACUUUACGAGUGUUCUUUCCCCUGUGGCCACUUGCCAAGUGAUUGAUCGGCCGCCGGUUUACCAGAUGGAAGACCUGCCACCUUCGUACGAAGACACUUUUGUCAUCAAAUUCCACAAGAGCUGAUUUUUUGGUUCUUUCUUUCCAUAAAAACGUAAUGAUAUUUCAAUAAAUGCGGCUAUAUUUCAAUUGCAUUAAUCAAUAAAACAAGGCUGCAUUUUAUGUUAAAACAUUUAAAAUAUAUUUGUGAACUGAUUUUUUUCGUUACAGCAUUUU
This is a messenger RNA of Neocloeon triangulifer, 859 nucleotides long. RefSeq lists its product as uncharacterized. Bases 50 to 709 code for a protein of 219 amino acids. NCBI's taxonomy places the organism in Eukaryota, Metazoa, Arthropoda, Insecta, Ephemeroptera, Baetidae. The record is from RefSeq and is a predicted model, not a curated record. The transcript has 5 exons.